UCUCGAUUUUAUAAAAGUACGAUGGCUUCUUUGCUGGUUCCACCAGCUUCUGUUCGUGGAAUGAAAAAUUUAGAUCGCGACGCCUUUAAAACAUCAUUCAAAGUUCCCUCAUUACAAUUCCAAGAAGGGAAUAUUUCAAAAAUUAUUCCCAUAGUUAAAAAGUAUUUUCUAAAAUUGAGACAAUUCAAAUCAAUCGCCACUUGUGAUAAAUUAACGACAAUUUAUCUCGAUCCAAAGAAAAUAGACAAUUUCCAAGAUUUCACCGAUGAAGACAGGGAAAUAAUCGAAUCACAAAAUGGAAAAUUUUCCCUAACUGAUUUACAAGUGACUUACGAUAAUUUACGAUUAGAAGAAACAUUGAAGGCAAUUUUCCCCGAAGACAUCGAGGCACCAGGUUCAUUCAGUCAAAUUGGACACAUUGUUCAUUUAAAUCUACGAGAUUGUCAAUUGCCUUAUAAAACAUUAAUUGGUCAAGUGAUUCUCGAUAAGGUACCAAAUUCAAAAACAGUGGUUAAUAAAUUAAACAUCAUUGACACGACAUUUCGACAUUUCUCCAUGGAGAUUUUGGCAGGCGAAGAAAAUACAAUUGUCGAAGUCAAAGAGAAUGGAUGUCGAUAUCAAUUUGAUUUUGCCAAAGUCUAUUGGAAUCCACGAUUGGGAACCGAACACGAGAGAAUUGUUGAAUUUUUAAAACCACAGGACGUGCUCUACGAUGUAUUUGCCGGUGUUGGUCCAUUCUCCGUUCCCGCCGCACGUAAGGGAAUUAAAGUACUCGCCAAUGAUUUAAAUCCAAAUUCCCACAAUUAUCUUGUGAUAAAUUCGAAAAUUAAUAAAACAAAGGACAAUUUGUCGGCAUUUAAUAAAGACGGUAGGGAUUUUCUAAGGAAUGAAGUGAAAAAUGAUAUUUUAAAACGACGAGAAACUGGUGAACCGGGUACUGAACAUAUUGUCAUGAAUCUUCCAGCGAUUGCAGUUGAAUUUUUAGACGUAUUCCAAGAUUUAUUCACUGACGAGGAAAUUAUCGAUGUUUCAACGAAAAAAACAAAAAUUCACGUUUAUUGUUUCGUGAAACCGGAGAAAAACGAGAAGGCCACUGAUAUUGCAAAAUUAUUAGUCGAAGAGAAUAUUAAAACAGAAUUGUGCUCCGAAACUUUGAUUGAAAUUCAUAAUGUUCGUAAUGUAGCGCCAAAUAAAGAAAUGAUGCGAGUCUCAUUCUUUUUAACGCAAAAAAUAUUAAAAGGCGGGGAGCCAGCAAUGAAGAAAGCCAAAUUAAAUGCUGAUUCUUAACUGUUUACU
Leptopilina heterotoma is the source of this 1296-nucleotide messenger RNA. Its product is annotated as tRNA (guanine(37)-N1)-methyltransferase. The coding region runs from base 22 to 1287 and encodes 421 amino acids. Gene Ontology annotation, cellular component: mitochondrial matrix; cytoplasm. The transcript has a single exon. Lineage: Eukaryota; Metazoa; Arthropoda; Insecta; Hymenoptera; Figitidae. The record is from RefSeq and is a predicted model, not a curated record. Gene Ontology annotation, biological process: mitochondrial tRNA methylation; tRNA N1-guanine methylation.